Molecule: messenger RNA, 5782 nt
Organism: Cladocopium goreaui
Lineage: Eukaryota; Dinophyceae; Suessiales; Symbiodiniaceae
Source: the annotation of a GenBank genome assembly
GAAGCGAGAUGUUGUGUAGGUGUCGUUGAGCAUGAUGUCUUCGUGGUGCAGUGCGGCGAAGGCACUUUUGACGAUCUGGAUUCUUUGUGCAUCGGCUGCUCCCACUGGUCUCAAUGUGAACCACGCUUUGUAUACGACAAGGCAAGCAUUGCCCAGUGAUGCAGAUACCGCAGAUACUCCAGAGACUCCGCGGCAGCUUGGCUCUGCCACGUUGAGCCCCAUUUUGAUCACUCUGCACGUGAUUGAGGUGUUGAAGGCUGACUUUGGCUUUGUGACAAAGGAAUUUCUGUGCAUUGCCAUGGGCGGCCAUGGCGCCAAUAUGUUUGCCAGCGACACUGCAAGUGUUGAAGCCGGAUUGAAUGACGUCCAAUUUGGAGACCCGAGCAAGAACAUCAUAGCUCCACCAACCAAUGCAACCUCAAUAGCUGUUGAUCUGCUUGUGAGCGAGACAGCAGCAUAUCAUGCCCUGCUGACCAACAGUCUUGGCACAAGCAUUUCAAUGUCAACAUUGGAAGCCAUGGAUGCUUCAUACACUCGACUAGUUGAUGCAUAUGAUCAGGCACUUCGGCAGUAUGAGGCUUAUGGCGCUAUGCAAGGAGUGACGGAAUCCAAGCUAGAGAACUAUGCGUACCGGCUUCAAUCCUACACCGAAAGGAUUGUCGUAAAGGCUUUCUUUUACGCCCUCAAUGUCGGGCAGUCGUACUACUACACCGAGAUGAUUCUAUUUCAGAAACGGUUUACGUCUCUGAUUGAGAGUAUCACCUGGGGAGAUGUGGUUGCAGGCAUUCAUGACCUCACCAAUGUUUGCGCGUUGCAAGCGAUGCUGAAGGUUUCAGAAGCUUGGUUUCAGCUAGAGGCUGAACUACAGGAGGUGACGACCACAGGCGGCAGCGUGCUCUCGAAAAAAUUGAUGACCUCUUCAAACAAGCUCCGGGAUUAUGUCAAGGCUAUGAACGCGCAAAUUGAGCAGCCUGCAUGCCAACCUGCCAGUGGCAUGGACGAUGCGAGUUGGAAGAAUGGCCUGACAGAGUGUAACCUCUUUGAGCGGUUGGUAGCCAAAGCUUCGCGUGUUUAUCUUGAGGUGCUUACAAAGACUGACAGCUCUCUUGAACAGCUGAUGCUCACACAAGCCAUCACCGACGCUGCAGCCGCAAUUGGCAAUUCGUACAAAGGUUCCCAUCUACAAAAAGUGCCCGUGGCCCCUUCUCAAGAGAUUGUCGACCAGCUCAAGAUCGCCUAUGACGCCUGGAUGCUUUUUCAAUCUGAUUUGAUCAGGAGCGUGCGUGCACACAGUGAAGCAGCGAUGUCCCAGAACUUGGCUUCCAUCCAGAAGAUCACCUAUCAAAGUUCCGCCUUAAAAAACAUCAUGGCGGAGGUGGGUCGGCUGUAUGUCCUUGCUGCUCGUUCUGCUGACUCCUCUUCGAGGGCAGCUGUGUGGCAGUCUGCUCAGCAAAACCUUGGCUUGCUCCAAAACAUGGCCAAAGAAGCGUUGCUGAUCAACUCAGCUGACUCUGCCGUGGGGAGAACAGGUCCUUAUCUUGCAGCUACUGCAGCGUUUGAGCGGACCCAUUGGGAGUUGCUGCGUGGGACUUCGAGUUCAUACGCCGUUCCUGAGGCCCCGCUGAGCAGAACUACCGAUGCAUGCACGUUAACCACCAUGGCAACCAUGCUGGUCGACUACCAGGCUUUGAAGACGAUUCUGAUUCAGAUGUACGGCUCCAAGGAUUUCUUGACCAGCCACAAGGGCUUCAUCGCGGCAGAAGCUGCAAGUCCAGUGCUCGUUGAUGCCUUUGUGGCCUUCAAACGGGGCUGGGACGAGUUCAGGCCAACUGAUGAGCUCCGGCUGCAGGAUUUGCAAAUUGCUUAUAUCUACGCGAACCCCAAUGCUUUGGGAUCCAAGGACAAUUUGGACUUCGCACAAGGAGCAGAAUUCUAUCAUCAAGCUCAUAAGCAGUUUCACCCCACAUACCGUGCCAUUUUGUAUGAGCGCAACUACUAUGACAUUUUCAUUUUUGAUUUGCAAGGCAAUCUGAUCUAUUCGGUUUACAAGGAACUGGACUAUGCUACGAAUUUUUUGGCGAAUGGCCCUGGUCAGUGGAAGGACUCUGGCCUAGGUGAAGCUUUCCGUGCCGCAGUGGACAAUCCAGACAUCAUUAAUAUCAUUGAUUGGAAACCGUAUGGGCCAAGCUAUGGCGCCUUGGCAAGUUUCCUGUCGACUGGUAUCAAGAAGGAUGGCGAAUUGGUGGGAGUCUUUUGCACGCAGAUGCCUCCAGAAUCCAAACCGGUGGAAAUCAGUGAAAUGCAGCCCGUGCUAACGAAAGCUGAAGAAACUAUGACCACCGCCGUGGACUUCUACAUGAAAGGCUACGGGACCUGCACCACAGUGCUUGAUCAAACGUCGUGGGAGAUCAUGAUGGAAAACUACAACAGCGUGGACUACUUGCUUUACCAAGCCCAAAUGGAGUUCGCACUUCUAACGCAUGGAUACUCGCAGACUUGGCUGAACAAUUCAGCGAUGGGCUUGGAAGAGCACAAAGGAUUCCUGGUGAUUGAAGCAGGAAAACCGGCAUUGGCAGACGCAUUGUGGAGCUUCAAGCAAGCCUGGGAUGCUUACCGGGCGACAGACGCCGAGAGACUUCUCAGUCUGCAAAUUGCCUACAUCCUGCUGAAUCCCUUCCCUACAGGUGAAAAAGACAAACUUGACCGCGCAAGUGGUCCUGAGCAAUAUCAUCUUGUGCACAAGCAAUACCAUCCAACGUAUCGCGACAUUCUCUAUGCCCGUAACUACUAUGAUAUUUUCUUCUUUGACCUCGGCGGCAACCUCAUAUACUCUGUCUACAAGGAGUUGGACUAUGCCACAAACUUUCUGGCAGAUGGACCAGGAGAAUGGAAGGACAGUGGACUAGGCAAGGCAUUCCGCGCAGCUGUGGCAAACCCAGAUGGAAUUAAUAUCAUUGACUGGGAGCCUUAUGGACCCAGCUACGGAGCUCUGGCCUCAUUCUUGUCGACCGGCGUGCGACGGGCGGGUGAACUCAUUGGCGUGUUCUGCACCCAGCUGCCACCCGAAUUCACUCCGCGAAACUCCUCUGCUCGACUCGAAACCGGAACACAGGCGAUGAACAAGAUCUUCGAAGACUACAAAUUCGGAGGGUUGCCAGCGCAUCCACCACCGUCAGAACCGAUCUCCUGGAAACUCUUCAAUCUCAGUGACAUUUGGACCGGGCUGGGAGCUGAUUUUGCUGGACCCGCGACACUGGAUGUGCUGAACAGAGUGGUAGCCAAAUCUGCUGACUUUGCAUCUUAUGCGGAAGCGCUCUCAACUGCCACACAAGACAUGGCAUAUGCGCAAGUGCCAGCCUUGCCAGGAUACAAAAUGAGCAUGGCAGCAGCAAAUUUGGCUCUACUGCAGAAGAUCCAGCGCAAUCUUGUGCUCAUCUAUAGCGGAGGUUACGAUGGCUUCCGGAGUAGUUUACUCACUGACAUCACCUUCUUUGAGAAAAACCAGGCGCUGCUACGAGAUGGCAACAUGAAUCGAAGACUUGCUCAAAGUGACAUUGCAAGGACUGAAAGCUUUGAAGGUCUUACAAUGCUGGACGUGGCAGACUCUGCUUGGGCGGCAAUGAAGCCUAUCGUCGAAAACAUUGCCGUGGGUGCCACAGUAACAGAAACCUUGAAAUCCAUCGUUGAGCUCUCAGAUGAUGCCGUGGAAGCUAUGCAGAAAGUUCAGACGUUCUUUUCAUCCACCACCCGCACAACAACGAUGCUGGCAUUGGAGCUGUUGGCACCGAUGCCGAUGACCGGGAGCUGGGCUGCGGGGACGACCUUCCGGCUUGCAGCACGCCUGGCAGAGGGCAUCAUUAACCAGGACCAACUUCUCUUGCCUGGGUAUCGACUACAGCACGUGAUUUUUGAUGACAAGUGCGACGAAAGUGUGGGUUCUGACAUCGUUGUUUCAGCCAUGGCCGAAAAGGACACAUAUGUUGGUAUUGGUGGAAUGGGCUGUGAUCGAGUGUGUCGUCCCAUCUCGUCAUUGGCCACAUCCUUGCGCUUGCCCUUCUUGAGCUACGAGUGUCCAUCGCCUGACUUCUCCGAUACAUUGGGCUAUCCUGCUCUGGCACGAAUGGGCACGGUCACCAAGACACCGAUGUUGACGACAGUCGAAACCUUGAAGGGGCUGAAUGGCUGGACAAAGUUAUUCAUCGUGUCUGGCGACCCCGCCUUCUACCAGGUCCAAGUAGAGCAGUACACACAGGACUUUCAAGCCAUGGGCUUCGGUGUCGAAAGCCUGAGCGCAUAUGAAAGCCGUUGGAACGACAUCAAAGGAAUCAUGGCUUCCAUUAAAGGCAGAACAAAGGGCCUGGAACGAGUCUUGUUUGUGCUUGGCUCUGAAACUUUCUAUCGGAAGUUGGUUUGUGCCUCCAUCACAGAAGGUCUUCAAAAGGGCAUCGUUUGGAUUUCGGAAGGAACUUGGAGAAGUCAAUGGUGGAAGAAGACGGACUUGUUGACAUCAGCGCACAGGCAGUGGCUUCGAGAGGAUGUGGGAGGUCUGCAAUUGAAGCAAGCUUUUGCUGACUUCAAGGCUGCUUGGGACAGUUUCCGGCCGACUGUGGAGGCCACGCGGCAGGACCUGUUCGACCUCUAUGUCACAGAUCAGAAGGACGAGCUUGCAUAUGCGGAUGGUGAUGAGAGGUAUCAUGGAGUUCAUGCAAAAUAUCAUCCAAUCUACAGACAGAAGCUCUACGACCGGGCUUACUACGAUAUCUUCUUUUUUGACCUUGAGGGCGAUCUCAUCUACUCAGUCUUCAAGGAGACCGACUAUGCCACGAACUUCGCUGCCGGUGCAAGCGCCGGAGCGUGGAGCGAUUCCGGUUUGGGCGAGGCUUUCCGUGGAGCGCUGGCAAAUCCAGACAACCUAACAUACAUCGAUUGGUCGCCCUACGGACCCAGCGCCUACGCUGACGCGGCCUUCUUUUCAACUGGUCUCAGGGACGAGGAUGGGUUGCUCAUUGGCGUGUACGCCAUCCAACUCCCGCCGGAGUACGAACGCUCCAUCGAGGACACGGUGGAGGAGUGCUCCUUUGAAACCAUCACAGAAGCCUUCCAGGGCGCCAUCAAUGUGGCUGGCUUGGGACGGCCUGUGGAGGAAAAUAUGGAGAAGCCGCUGCCUUGCUUCAAGGGUUACAGUCCUCGCAGCUUGCUCUCGCUAUUGGACUUGCGCUUUGAAACGGGCUAUCCUGUCGGAGACCCCACCCUACGAGUUGAGGAUCCUUACUUCGAUGUGAAAGCAAAUGCCGUGGACGGAACUUGUGCUUUUGCGUUCGGGCUGCAAUAUUUGAUGCGGCAGGGUCACACAGUGCAGCAGAUCCAGCGUCGAGAUUCAGAUGUCUACCAGAAGUUCACAAAUUUCUUCCGAACAGACAUGAACUUCCAGGGCGCUUCUGGGCUGGUGAAGUUUGAAGGCAAUGACAAGAAGAAUCUCCUGAUGGUGCAGCAAAUCCAGAACGGCCAGAAUGUAGAGGUCGGUCUCAUUAGUGAGAAUGGCACCCUCGGAUGGAUCGGCAAUGGCACGGAUAAUACUGUUUGGCAGGUUCCGCAGGGCAGUCUUCCUGGGCGUCUCGAGACAAACAUAGACAAACCAAAUGAAGUGCAGAAGAGACAGAUACGUCCAGAAAUACCCAAAACAUCCCAAAGCAUCAUCCAACAGAAAAGAUUAUAUUCUGAUUAUAAAAGCAUCCAAAAAUCUCGGAAGAAGAUGGAAGAUGUUUUGAAUAUGAAAGCUUAG